CAGCAAGAAAAAAGAAUCGGCAUGGGAAAUGACAGAGAGUUUAUAUGAUGCAUGGUCAGGAUGGCUGGUUGUGACACUAACUGGAUUGGCAUCAGGUGCUUUGGCUGGAUUGAUAGAUAUUGCUGCAGAUUGGAUGACUGAUUUAAAGGAAGGCAUUUGUCUUAGUGCCCUGUGGUUCAAUCAUGAACAGUGUUGCUGGGCAUCUAAUGAAACAACAUUUGAAGAGAGAGAUAAAUGUCCAUUAUGGAAAACAUGGGCAGAAUUAAUAAUUGGUCAAGCAGAGGGACCAGGUUCCUAUAUAAUGAACUACAUAAUGUACAUUUUCUGGGCUUUGAGCUUUGCUUUCUUAGCAGUUUCUUUGGUGAAGGUGUUUGCACCUUAUGCUUGUGGAUCAGGGAUACCAGAGAUCAAAACAAUAUUGAGUGGCUUCAUCAUUAGAGGGUACCUGGGCAAGUGGACAUUGAUGAUUAAAACAGUCACUUUAGUCUUGGCUGUAGCCUCGGGCUUGAGCUUAGGGAAAGAAGGCCCUCUUGUACAUGUUGCCUGUUGCUGGGGAAACAUCUUUUCGUACCUUUUCCCCAAGUACAGCACAAAUGAAGCAAAGAAAAGGGAGGUAUUAUCUGCUGCUUCAGCAGCUGGAGUAUCAGUAGCAUUUGGUGCCCCAAUUGGAGGAGUUCUUUUCAGCCUAGAAGAAGUUAGUUAUUAUUUUCCAUUGAAGACUUUGUGGAGAUCAUUUUUUGCUGCUUUGGUGGCUGCAUUUGUUUUGAGAUCCAUCAAUCCUUUUGGAAAUAGUCGUCUGGUUCUUUUCUAUGUCGAAUAUCAUACUCCAUGGUAUCUAUUUGAACUAUUGCCCUUCAUCCUUCUGGGUGUAUUUGGUGGACUGUGGGGAGCAUUUUUCAUCCGUGCCAACAUUGCUUGGUGCCGUCGACGGAAAUCAACCAAAUUUGGAAAGUAUCCAGUUCUUGAGGUUAUUAUUGUAGCAGCAAUAACAGCUGUCAUUGCUUUUCCAAACCCCUAUACUAGAGUCAACACCAGCGAGCUAAUUAAAGAACUUUUCACAGACUGUGGGCCUUUGGAGUCAUCCUCCCUUUGUGAUUAUCGAAAUGACAUGAAUGUCAGUAAAAUAGUGGAUGACAUUCCUGACCGUCCAGCAGGCACUGGAGUAUAUUCAGCAAUAUGGCAGCUGUGCUUAGCUCUUAUAUUUAAGAUUAUAAUGACAGUCUUCACUUUUGGUAUUAAGGUUCCAUCAGGCUUGUUCAUACCCAGUAUGGCCAUUGGAGCAAUAGCUGGCAGAAUUGUUGGAAUUGCUGUGGAACAAUUGGCUUAUUAUCAUCAUGACUGGUUUAUCUUCAAGCAGUGGUGUGAAGUUGGAGCAGAUUGCAUAACUCCGGGCCUCUAUGCUAUGGUUGGUGCUGCUGCAUGCUUAGGUGGAGUGACAAGGAUGACUGUAUCUCUAGUGGUUAUUGUGUUUGAAUUAACAGGGGGACUAGAAUAUAUUGUACCUCUUAUGGCUGCAGUAAUGACGAGCAAAUGGGUUGGAGAUGCUUUUGGCAGAGAAGGCAUCUAUGAAGCACACAUACGUCUGAAUGGAUAUCCUUUCUUGGAUGCUAAGGAAGAAUUUACGCAUACAACCCUGGCUGCUGAUGUCAUGAGACCUCGAAGAAAUGAUGCUCCAUUGGCAGUAUUAACACAGGAUAAUAUGACUGUGGAUGAUAUUGAAAAUUUGAUCAAUGAAACCAGCUACAAUGGUUUUCCUGUAAUAAUGUCAAAAGAAUCCCAAAGAUUAGUAGGAUUUGCGCUAAGGAGAGAUUUGACUAUUGCAAUAGAAAGUGCCAGAAAGAAACAAGAGGGCAUUGUUGGAAGUUCCAGAGUCUGUUUUGCCCAGCAUACCUUAUCACUUUCAGCAGAAAGUCCUCGACCUUUGAAGCUUAGGAGCAUUCUUGACAUGAGCCCUUUCACAGUUACGGAUCACACACCAAUGGAGAUUGUGGUGGACAUAUUCCGCAAACUGGGCCUAAGGCAGUGUCUUGUAACACACAAUGGGAUUGUCUUGGGAAUCAUCACAAAGAAGAACAUAUUAGAGCAUCUCGAGCAACUAAAGCAGCACGUCGAACCCUUGGCGCCUCCUUGGCAUUAUCACAAAAAAAGAUAUCCUUCGACACAUGGCCCAGAUGGCAAACCAAGAUCCCGCAUCAAUAAUGUUCAACUGAACUCAAUAGCUGAGGAGAGAGAGGAAAGUGAAGAGGAAGUUCAUUUGUUAAACAGUACAACACUUUAAUAUAAGAUGUAGUUUUGUGAUACAAAAGAAAGGCUGGAUUUUUUGAAAACUGCUGGAAUUUAAGAGUUGGUUUAGGAAAAUGUGGUUUUACUAAAUAAGAAAGAUGGACAAAACAAAAUCUGAAAACCUGCACUGGAUGCACUCUGAAUUGUUAGAUCUGCCAUGAUAGUGCAAUUGGACGUUAUAUAAUUCAUAAGAAGUUCGUAAACUCCAGUUUGGGCCUUGCUGCUUUAGCAUGGAAGAAAUCGAUGGUUAGUUCCUGUUUCUGAAUCAUCUUGAAGUGAGCUGCCCUUUGAAAACUGUAAGAUUUGGCCCAUUUUACAACUGACCAUUAAUGGGUUAAUUCAUGAAAUGUAUAGUUAUUCCGCAUUACCUCUUUACAUUCCAGAAAAGCAUUUCUCUCUCCAGAGCCCUAACUGAGCCUCCUUACAAUUGAUGCAUUUUAUUGAAAUGGUUGGUUUCUCAUAUUGAGAUGUACUGUGACCUGCUGAAUUUGAUAACAAGAAGGAAGUAUUUCUUGUGCCAUUUAAGCUUAAGAGUUUGGAUAUCAUAAAAGUCUUGUGACAAUUUAGAUCUACUGCAAGAAAAACAGAUUGAACAGGUUAAUAAACGUGGGUGAAGCAUGUUAAACCCUACAGUUUAGUAGUUGCAGUUAAACAGCCAAAUCUGUUUAAACUAUGUUUCUGUUACAAAUAAUGACUUAGGCUUAUGCAUUUUUGUACUAUUAAAAAUCCUGUUAUAUACCAAUUUUGUGAAAUGUAAAGAGAAUACUACUACUAAGAAUUGGAACAAUUCUGUUUAAUUUCUGUUCAUUCAGUUUAAUUGUAUACCUGAUAGCAACUGCAUGUUGAAGCACUGGAGACUAUUCCCCUAAAUGAAGGUCUUUUUGUUUUACAUACCUAUCUCAAAUAAAGGCAGAAAAAUGUUAUAAUUUGCACGAAAUAUACAUAUUAUAGUUUUUGUUUCUACAGAUUAGGAUAUAUUAAAUAUAAAUGAGUCCACACUAUUGAUUUUACUUUAAUGUGAUUUUUAUAUUCAAAAUCCUCUAUAAACUUGGCAAGUUUCUAAUGAAAAGAUUUUUAUAUUUCUUUGUAACCCAUUCAGAUACUUGAUUGCCAUAGUUUUAAAUUCAUUACUGUUUAAUUAAGGGACUAUAUUAUUAAUAGACCCUUAUUUGUAAAUAUUACAGAAUUUAAAAUGUUUAUUUUGAGGAAUUUUGAAGUAAUAAUUGAUUCGAAAUGGAAUUGAGUUACUUGAAAAAUUCUGUUAAACAAGCCAAGAAUUGACAGAACAACUGAAUUUUACCAUCCCUAAUAAACUUUUUUUGCAUUUGAAUAUUCAUUUAUUAGGGAGAAGUAUUGCAAAUAUUUGAUAUGAGGCUUUAUUUACCGAAUAAAACUGAUAUAUUAUAUAAAGUUCACAAGUGAUGGCCAAUUGAAAAUUCUAAAGUUUGUACCAUCUUAAUAGUUAUUCAAACAUGAAUUAGUGAUAAAAUAUCAAAACUAUUAUCAAAACUGCACAGGAAGUCACUUUAAGGAAGGCAAACAAAAUCGGAUGCUUUAUUCUAUGCAUGUAAGCCCUUGUAACAAGAGGUUAUUUUUGUUGCCAAAGUCUGUAUUUUUUUCUUGUAAAUCAUAUAAUCCAAAGAUACUGAUCCAUGUCUUUGAAAAAAAAAUAUUUCAAAGGAUUAUCAGAGUAAAAAUCCUGAAUCAAUACUGCAAACUGCUUUGUUAAACAGCCCAGAUAAUAUUACAUGGCUUUUCAAAAUGCUUGAGAAUGUUUCUCUGCAAUAGUUAAUUGUUCAUUGUGAUUAGGUAUUUCAACACCAUUUCAGAAAAAACUAUACUUGGAGUGGGGGCUAAACAAUGAAUUUUGCACCUGUAUACCUUUUACAUUUAUAAAUUACCAUUAACAGAAUUCACCUGAUGUGUAAAACAUUUUAGGAAUCUUGGGAUGCUUCCUCUAAAACUAAACAUUUCUUUGUGUUAAUCAUGCAUAUCUAAAAUGAUUUUUCCUGUAACAUGAUUUUAAAAUUUUUCUCUUAAGUUUCAAACUCUCAUCUAUACACUUAGUUUGCUAUAGGCGCACUACCAAAGUUGCCUAUUAUAUUAAUUUACAAUGCCCUUUGUGAUGUGAAGUGAUACCAACUCAUAUCCCAGAUGUAUUUUAAUUUAGUAAUUCAUAUCUAUAGUAUGAUCUAAUGCAGUGUUUUAUGUUCUUGCCCAACUUCUUACAAGCACAUAAAAUGUGCCUCUGCUCAUGUGUUAAGAGUGUCUGAAAUUAGCAUAUCUGGGUAUUCAAAAAAAGGAUUUACCUGUAAUAAUACAACUAAUUACAGAGCCUUAUUUAUGUUGGAACAGAAUGGGAUGUCUGGGGGAGAUUUUUUUUUUUUUAUUGAACAAUUCAGUUGCUGAUUAUGACAAUUACACCUGUAAUAUUUCUAGAGAUGUAUUAAACAUUGAUCUUAAUGUUUUAAUUUA
Ahaetulla prasina is the source of this 4758-nucleotide messenger RNA. It is a transcript of the gene CLCN3, whose product is annotated as chloride voltage-gated channel 3. Gene Ontology annotation, biological process: chloride transport; transmembrane transport. Gene Ontology annotation, molecular function: voltage-gated chloride channel activity. The transcript has 11 exons. NCBI's taxonomy places the organism in Eukaryota, Metazoa, Chordata, Lepidosauria, Squamata, Colubridae. The record is from RefSeq and is a predicted model, not a curated record. Gene Ontology annotation, cellular component: early endosome; membrane; Golgi apparatus. Bases 29 to 2278 code for a protein of 749 amino acids.